Prorocentrum cordatum is the source of this 1230-nucleotide messenger RNA. The record is from the annotation of a GenBank genome assembly. Lineage: Eukaryota; Dinophyceae; Prorocentrales; Prorocentraceae.
GCGGCGCUCACCGAGAGGGAGUUGCGGAUGAGGAAGUACUUCGGGUCCCUGCCGGACGCCUGGCUCUCCCUGUGGAAGGCGAUAUCGGGCGGCAUCGAUUGGGACGUCCUGGCCGAGCCGCUGGAGAAGGACCUGGGACUCCUGCUGGGCUGGGCCUUCGCGGCCUACAUCGCCUUCUCGUUGCUGGCGAUCAUGAAUGUCGACGGUAUUGUCACCACCCUCCUGCACCUUGUGCUCGGGACCGUCGGGUCGGACCCCUUGUCCGAGGCGAAGACUGUGACGCAGAUCACCACAGUUUUGAAUAAGUUGACAGAAAAGAUGGGUGUGGAGUCUCUGGUGGCUGUGGGGAAGCCGCCCAAGAAGCGCACGCCCAAGAAUGCCCAAGUACCGCCAACGCUUCAGAAGAUUCGGGAAUAUCUGAAGUACAUGCGGGUCAAUCGUCUCAAGGUCACAGAGGAGCAAGUGCAGGAGAAGCUGCGCGGCCUCCUCUCGAAAACCACGGCAGCCUCGACGUGGUUGAAUGGGGGACCUGCUGCCGAGAAGGUGCAGGAUACGAAGCUGGUCGUACACUCUCAGCCGUGGGGAGCGGCUAAGAUCGUCAAGGCCGCGAAUAUCAGGACGACGACACUGGAGGGCCCUGCAGUCAUCACGUGCCAGUCGCCCACAGAGUACGAGCAGGCCACGCAGUGGCUCGGCUCCAUCAAAGGGCUACCCACGGGCUUGAAGGACGAUGAGGUCUCAACCGCACCCCCCUUGGCCACGGCGGCACUACGACUCACGAUUGCGGAGGCGUUCGCCGACGAUGCUACGUAUGCGACGGUCAAGGAGAAACCAGUGGCGAUGGCGACGGUACUAUUUCCUCAAGUGCUGGCAGCCAAGAUUUUGAAGGUCAAGGGAGCAGUCAACUAUCAGACGGAGUCGACUGCGAUUAUUCUUGUGCGAGAGAAUGACACAGAGGCAUUCUUGAAGUGGGCCGCCCCGCCAGGGGUAUUUUUGAAUAGACAAUCCAGUAAGCUGGUGCCAGUGUGGCACAAACUACGCGAGGGCGAGAACAUGAUGACGUACUUCACCAGGGUGACUGCUGCAGCCGCCCAGGUCGAGGGCCGCUUGGUGUACCGCCCGUCGGACAACGCAUCCUUAGGAAUCUUAUCGCAGAAGCCCAUGGCAGCGGAUAUCCAACCUCGAUGGUACUUGCAGAAGUGCCCUGAGCACUGGUCAUCAUCCCAGGAG